Messenger RNA from Athalia rosae (coleseed sawfly), 10828 nucleotides. It is a transcript of the gene OtopLa, whose product is annotated as proton channel OtopLc. NCBI's taxonomy places the organism in Eukaryota, Metazoa, Arthropoda, Insecta, Hymenoptera, Athaliidae. Gene Ontology annotation, cellular component: membrane. The transcript has 6 exons. The record is from RefSeq and is a predicted model, not a curated record. Bases 2397 to 4748 code for a protein of 783 amino acids. Gene Ontology annotation, biological process: proton transmembrane transport. Gene Ontology annotation, molecular function: proton channel activity.
UUUUUGAAUCGAAAGUUUUUCAUAGAAGACAGAAAACAAGGACGAAUGACCGUUGAGAAAAGAAAAAUAACGACAAUAAUAAUGAUGGCAAGAAUUACCGCUCACGUUUUAAAUAUGACGGUGUCAAAGCUGUUGUAUAACUUAAGAAACCUGAUUUUCUCGAAGUUUGCGAGUCGAGUACCUUGAAAAAAUCUCAGCCAUUGUAAUCGGGAGAAGGAAUUGUGAAAGGGGUGUACAGGUGUAUUUUUCAUUGGAAAAGAAGACUUGUCAGCCAGCGUUUGAUCGCAUUGAACCGCCUUUCAGAAACUUGGGAGCAUGAAAAACAACAAGGGAAAGAAAAAAGGAACCAAGUAAAUGUUAGAUGCAUAAAUUUUCGAGUAAAUCAGGGUCAAGCGUCUGACCUCUUCGUACCUUUGCAGCGUUACAUAACGGGGACGUUACGUUGCGUUAAUUCCUUGUCGCAAGGUAAUGAAAAAUAACCGAAAAAAAAACAAAAAACAAAAAAAAUCGACGCGGUGUACAACUACGCGGCAACGGGGGUGGUGCGAAUGAAAGGAGGAAGAAUACGAUAAGAUAAGAGCAGAAAUUCUGCCCCGGUAGUGAAAAAAACAGAAGAAGAGGUACGAGGCAAUAUCGAAAGAGUCUGAAGUCGAGAUCUCCUGGGUCCAGGUAUGCCAGAAGACAGAGCAACGAGAUAUUUGGCGAGGGUGGAGGAGACGCGGUGGCGGUACUCCUGGUUUUAUCGACCACGCGCUCAGCCAGUCAGCAAGCUGCCCGGAGUCUGUGCACAACGCAACGAACGAACGAACGAACGAACGAACGAACCGUAGGAGCGAACACAACUCUUCAUGUAUCGCGCGUGAGCGAAUAUAACGCUGGAAGUUGAAACGAUGCGUAUAAGAGAAGAACGACCGACUGGUAUAACUUAACAACCCGUUCGCUCGUGCAGGAGUUGCAGUCUGCGACCGAGACUACGUCGUCUGACUCCGAAUUAACAAGGGAAGGGUUUCGCGACAAAACGAGAGAAAAAGGCGACGGAAAAUAAUCGAUUAUUCGAAAUACGCGUUCGUCGUCGGUAACGAUGAAAAAAUCAUCGCGUACAGGAGAUCCGGAUCGCUGCGUAGAGAGAAUUUUGGGACUUGAAAAACGUUUCUUUGUUUUCUUCUCAUUGAAUAUCGUGACGGUACAAGUUUUGUAAAAAUCCACCAAAGUUUAUACGUAAUUUUUACUUAAUAUAAAGUGUCUUCAUAUGUACUCAAAAACACAUGAACUUAAAUCCUCGUUGUAUGGACUUUGAAAAAAUGAUAAUAAUAAUAAUAACAGUGUCGCCCCACGCACGUGAAUGAUGGGGUAGAAAUAUUUUCCUUUUCUUUUUUUUUCACAUCCCGUUUUUUCAUGCUCUUCGCCCUUAGCGGCGGUACAUACGAGGAGUCUGAAAAGCCCCGCGCAACACAGGAGACAAUAAAGUCUGCGCUACAACCCUUGAAAUAUCAACGGGACAAAGACUUCGUUAAACUCUUGUCGGGGGAAUGCACCAGACAAUAUUGUGGCACACGUAUAUACGCAUGCGACAGAAGCGCGCGUAUGGAAAAGACUGAAAAAAAUUUUUUCUUCAUCCGAUGCAGCAACGCCAACGGCACCGGGAACGGCGGCAGCGGCAGCAGCCCUCGGCAAAAGUCGAUAACACAUAAUCGGAUCUCGGCGCGUCGUCAUAAAUUUUAUAACGCGAGUAACGCGAUACUACGUCUGGAUACGUCUUCGUUUUAAAAAGUCUGAGCUCCGUAAUCGUUGCACCCAUUAAAAUCCGGAUAAAAUAGUACGUCGAUGGGUUCGAAAUCGCAUAAUGGAUAUACAAGCGGUGGCAAAAAAUGAAAAACAAAGACAGUUCAAGCAUCGCGGAAUGUUGACCGAUCUUCGUGGUGGAAUCGAAGAAUCCCGUAGAUUUCUUAACUAGUUUCAGGACCGACCGCUUCGAGUCUACAAACGGAAACUCAAGUCAACGCUUUUAUACGCAUAGGGGACGUACACCCGUACGUUCGUAUACAUACACACCUUAUAAAUGAGUCGAGAUUUCGUGGCGAGGAUCGCCGCUCAGAGGCUACCAAUUAAUAUCACCCUCGGCUCUGCACAAACGGCAGUCGACUUUCGUAAACAAUCCGUGCCUGACGGUUACCAGGUCCGGUAGACCUACUCGACUCUCGAGCGUUUCUAGUCGUCUAAUUAAUCGUCCGCGAAAACCCGUUAGCCGAUUCCGCUUGUCGUGCGACGGGCAUUUUUACACGAGAACGGAGUUAUACUUAUUGAUUUAGCGGCUAAAAUACAACGAACUUUGAAUACUUAAUCGAAAAGGUGUUUAGAAUCGAAGUGUCAGUGCUGUUCGACGAUAACGGUCAAACAUGACUGACGUGAACAUGGAACUUGAAGUACGUCCGUUUUUGAACAACGAGAAUAAAUUUAUUUCAGAACCCCGAGCCGCCAGGCGAAAUUUUGACGGAAGAGGAACAUCCCUCUUCAUAAUAAUGAGCUUUAUCUACGCUAAGCUUCUGGUUGUCGUCUGCAUUGCCUACGUCAUCAGUGAAGUUGUAACGCACAAGUUACCGUUGUACUAUUACGAAGGUUUCUUCACUUACCUCUACGGUGCAAGCAUUCUAUUCCUGCUUUACGUAUUCUGCUUCCUGCUGCAAGAAAGCGCGUGUUGUUCGCGAGGCGCGGACACACCACCGCCGCCUCCCAGGCCCCCGAAACCGCCAAAGGAACCCAAGGAGACAAAGGAUAAAAAGAAAAAAAAGGAAAAAGAGCAGAAGGCAGCUGCCAAGAACAAAAAGGAAUUCCAGGAUGCUGUGGAGGUUGAAGCAGGAGUGUCGAACCGAGCUCUUCGUAAACGUAAAACGUCCCAAAACGACCAUAGCCACGGUAGCUUCUUUCUCCGUAUCGGAGCGAUUGCCUUCGGCUUGGGUACCAUGGUGUACAACGGGUUGGAGUUUGGUGCGUUUUUCGAGGUACCGCCCAGUUCGCCGUGCUACCAAAUACUCCGGGGCAUCAACCCGGUGCUGCAAAUGAUCUUCACCUUCAUGCAGAUGUACUUCAUAUUCAUGAACUCGAGGCUGAACAUCCAUCGAUUCAAGGUAGUCGCUCGAUUUGGUCUUAUGCACGUAGUGGCGACAAACCUCUGCGUUUGGAUUCGUACUCUGGUAUUGGAAAGCCUCAAGGAGAUCACACAGUACCAUCAACGUCUUGGCCAAGAAGAAGCAGGUGUUCUAGAGAGCAUCAAACAACAUUCGCUACGGAACGCGGGUGCCAUUCUGGGUACCGAACCGCGCGACCUGGCUCAGCUGCGCGAGGCUCCGAUCGGUUCCAGAAUUUCAACGACGGCCGCCACCUUGGCAACGACGACCGUUCCACCGAUCGGCAGAACCCUCCGAACCACCGUCAAGGCCAUCGCCAGUGCUCUUACCACCACCGCCGCGACGACGCUGACCCCCUGGACCACUACGACGACCACCACCACCACCACCACCAUGUUACCCCCGACGACGACGUAUCCCCGACCGAUCACGCGUAGCAAAGCUACGACCCUUACGACGCUGUUGACGACACUCGGUCGAAUGACCACCACCACUACUGUACCAACGACCACUGUUAAAACGACGACUGCCGCCACUACGGUACCACUGAUUCCAUUUUUGUCGGAGUACAUGAACGCCCCGCAGAACAAUCCUCCGGUAAAUCAGAUAUUCGACGUCAGUAAUUCGACCAAUGCCAGUACAAGUUGGAUGCCGAGUUUGGGAUUUUAUUACGCCGAGGCUCUGACGGAGGAUGGCACGAUGUCGAAUUCGUGCGGGCGGGUCAACAUAAUGGGAACGAUCGUUCAAGACGCUGCUCCUUAUUUGUUCCCAUUCAUAAUCGAGUACAGUCUGAUAGGUGCAGCCGUGAUUUAUGUAAUGUGGAAGCACAUCGGUUGUUACCCCCGCUGGCCGCUACGCAUCGAAGUCGAUCUCGAGCGUAGAUUAGAAGCGAUGCUCUCGCGUCGCGCGGUCGCUCUUGCCCACGCCGGACACGCUCGAGUCGAUUGCGUUGGUGCGAGCAAAGGUCUUUUCUUCGGGCUACUUUUGUUGGUAGGCUCUCUGAUAUGCCUCAUUCUAUUCUUCGUCCUAAUUCACCACCCGGAAUUCGGUUUACUCGCCAUUUAUCUCGCCGACGUAUCCCACUGCGUGUUAAUGGCGCUGUCGAUAAUCGCGAUAAUCGUCGGUUUCAUUCGGGUUCAAGGCCUCAAAUUCAAAGCUGAGGAGCAAAGUGACCUCAACGACAUUCUGCUUCGCGUAUCGGCCUUUGGACUCUUCGUCUACGCCGUUUUUAGCGUUAUUGCUGGCUCACUGGCCGCUUUUACCCACGAGCCAAAUUUACUCGUAAUGGUUACCGGUCUUCUAUCGGUUGCCCAGGUUGUACUUCAGAUGCUAUUCAUCGCCGACGUGUCCCGCAGGCGCGUUCACCUCCCGGAACACGAUCGCAGCAAACCAGGCCGUCAAGUUGUUACUUUUUUGCUGAUCUGCAACGUGACCAUGUGGGUUAUUUAUACCUUCGAGACUCAAAAGGUUGUAGCGAAUCCCGUCCAGUUGGAUUUCUAUGGAUUUUUAGCAUGGGCGAUCGUCCAGCGCGUUACACUUCCGCUUUGCAUUUUCCAUAGGUUCCAUAGCGCGGUAACGCUCGCCGAAAUAUGGAAGACGAGCUACAAAGCUCGCCUCGAGUAAAGUGAGCGAUUUUCAACGGGGGGAACUUAUGCAAUAUAAUGCUCAACGCGAAACAACGCGCACAAUUACAUUACUGAGCUCAACGGCGCCGUAUACACAUAGGCAUGCCGAGUAUGAAAUAUAAAAUAAAGGCAAUUGACACGUCGAAUGGAAAUGAUAAAUGGAUAAAUAUCGAAGGAAUGCUGAGAGCGAAUAACUUAAAACGAACCGAAUCCAAUGACAUCGUGGUAGCGCAAAUAAUUACCUACUUCUUGCCAAAACCGGCCAUACACGAUGAAACGCAGUCGAUACGCGGCACGAAUCAAGUACUUAUGAUGCCGUAGCCUUGCGUAGGUACUACGAUCACGUUUACAGCUACGCGGAUGCGUAACGUAAAAGAUUGCAGCUAAAUAGUUUGUUCAACUUUUCAUGUGAAUGGAUAAAAGAAAAAAAAAAAAGGGAGGAAAUAUGAAUGAUUAAAUAGGACGACACGGUGCAAUAAAACGAUUGACUAACAACGACCGUAUAGUAUAUUCAUUGUCAAAAAUCAAUUUCGCUGACAAAAACGGAAGCUGAAUGUCUUUUAUCGUUUGUAGAUAAAGGACGAGUUUUAUUCUGUUCGAUCGUCGGAUGUACGAUGUUUCUCAAUGUCACUGUCGAACAAUGAUCAUAGAUUUAAAGGAAUAAAAAACAAAAUACCAAGUCACGUAUGUCGAUAGGACAAAUUUAUGUCUACCAUAUAUAGAUAUCAAAUCGUGAAUCAAAUGAUUUCCAAAUAGUUCGUAAGGCCCGAAUCUCAGCUGUGAAGGUUAUUACAGUGAUAAAAAAUAAUUCUUUGCUGUUUUACAACCUGUAUACGGUUAACACGAAAGGCAAAUGAUAAUUUCUAGACCAUAUCUUUUUUUUAUUUUUUUUUUCUUUCAAUUUUUGCUCUGGCCAAAUACUUAUUCAUCAUGAUUCUAGAGUGUGACAAAAACAUUCGAUUCAGAAACAGACUAUAUGUAAUGAAAACAUUGCCAAAUCUUUACAAAUAAUAUGCCUUUGCAACUGCAAAAAUUUCCAAUUUUAAUACUAUGAAAGAUAUACAGAGAUGUAUAAAUGAAACAAGAAAAAAAUUGAGAAAUGAAAAAUCAAUAUACACCGUUUCGUUUAUACUUUACAUCAACUUCAACGCGACUAUUGUCAAAUUUUCUACUUUUAUACCUGCACUGCAUUACGUGUCGAGGAAAUUUCUAUUGACUCGUAUAUACUUAAUGAGCAGUCCAGCUGCAUUUCGUUAGCUACCUUCAUAUACUGUGAAACAUCUCAUCGUUCAAUAAUCGCCUAUGAUAGUUUAGAACAGAGCUGUUUUUGAAAAAAAAUUGUGUAACAAAAGAAGACUGUAACAAGGGGCAAUGAAAUCAACGAGCGAGAAUACAUUCGUCGUGAACCAGAAUUACGGUCUCAUCGGUUCGAGGCCCCAAUCGGUACACGUAUGUUUGUUUUAUCAAAUAAUUUUUGCAUCCCGGAUGGAGAUUUUCGUUACAAUAUUUUCAAUUCGUACAUCGCGUCUGGCCAUCGCUCUAAUUACACGAUGAAUAAUCUAUCGACAGACAACGAGAGAUUGAAAUACAGAAAUAUUAAAAAUCGUCGUGAAACAAAACGGUUAUAAGCAGCAUGCCUCUUCAUAGCAACGAUCUGAGGAUGAAUAAACUCGGAAUGAAUCGAUGAAAAUCUACGAUUGAAAUGUUUCAUCUUUCAUAAUUGAAAACGCUCGCUUCUGCACCAUAAAAAUAAAAAGGAAGACAGAAAUCUGCGUUUAUUGCGUAUAUAUGUAAAGUACAAAAUUAUUUCUAUUUUAGUAUAUGUUGCGUGACAAACGAAGUCCAAUAUUUUAUUCACUAUAUGUAUGAUAUAAUAAUUACCGAAACGAUCAGAAAUGAAGAAUUAUUAAUACUUAAAAAAAAAAAAAAAAAAAAAACAAGAUGAAAAAAUUCCAAAAAAAAAGCAACAAAGAAUCGUACGAAAUCGAAGAAAGAAUACAGGUGAAAAUAUGGAUACAAUGACGAUCCGAUUGUAUGAGGAGAUAUAAAUUGACGAACGUAAUAAAAUAUAAUAUAGGUAUAUAUAAUAUAAACUUCGAUUAUAUCGUAACAAUGACACGACGUGUAUAGAGCUAUAAAGAAUAUUUUUUUCUUCUGGCGUCAGCUGACACAUAAGUGAUCGAGAAUGUAAAGUCAUUGAAUGGAUGAUUAUACUAUUAUCAUUAUUCACAACCCCUACACGUUAUAUAGCGACAACAGACGAACCGCAGACGCGUAGCUAUAGAGCUAUAGCGACACGUCUAGCUUACCAGAAGAUAUUUCAUUUACAGAAAGGAAGGAAGGAGAACAUAAUAAUCAUUAUUAUGAAGAUAUGAUAUUAAUAAUGAUAAAUUAUUGAUUAAUAUUUAAGACGACUCGAGAAUAAUUCUCUUUUCGAAUCAUCACCUUAGAAUUAAUAAAGAGCAAAUCAUUGAAAAAAGGCAAAAACAAAGAGAGAAAAAAAAAAAUACUCGUUUGAAUACAAAUCGCUUUAGAAACCCCGAUACCUGAUCCCCGCCCCGAUUGAAACCCCUAAAAAGAAUCCCGUAGACCCUCUCGCGAUACUUCCAACCCUUCGAAUUCCCCAAUGAUAUUUAUUAGCGUCGAGUCUACAUAUUUUACGUAAACGAUUGAUAAUGAGAAAUUUGAAGAUGAAAAAAAAAAGAAGAUUAUUACACAAUAAUUAUAUCUACAUGAAUUAUAUGAUAUUAUAUACUAUAUAAAUAUAUGUAUAUAAAAACAUUCAUUUAUAUAUAUUAUAGUGAUACAUGAACCUGAAUUAAUAUUUACAUGUGUACAUGUGUACCCGAGAUGACAUUAUACAUACAUAUAUAAAAUAAUAAUGAUACUACAUAUAAUAUAUACGGGGUAUUACACGUCAGAUCGACCCGACCAAAAACCUGACCCUCUCAGAAUCGAUUUCAAUCGAUUCGUUGGUGUUUUCGUUGACGAUUUGCAGUAUCGGGACUCUUUUUAUCCAAACUUAUUCCGGAAACAGCAGCUAAUUGAAUUUAGCAACUUCGUGCGUGAAGUCAUAAUAUGCGGCCUGUGACUGCUGAAUAACAAAAUAUUUGGAGUUUUCGAAAACCCAACAUAUGUAUUUAUCGCUCCGAGUAUGGACCAAGGCACAUAUACGAGAAAGCAAACGAUAGAUUUUCGUGAAUUCCAAAAAACUGAGUUAGAAAAUCGUUGUCUUAGCCGUCACGGACAGCCAUCUCUUCUGCUCAUGCCUUUGAAGUUUACAUAGAAUUAAAACUUGUUGAAAUCAAACUUAAUUUGUACCUGAACAAUAGUUUUUAGGUUUUACGUAACGGAAACUGAUCGUGCAGCAUUGUCGAUCUGCUUACUGCAGAAUAUUUUUGAAUGAAAAUCUACAAAAAAUGGAAAAAAAACACUGAUACUGACUAAAAGAACAAUCGGAAAGUUUUCACUAAAUCUGAGACGGCCAGGGUUUCGGCCAGGUCGAUUCCACGUGCUCGGCACUUACCCAUGUAUAUCGGGCAUUCCACGUCAAAAUGAAGAUGUUUAAACUUACUAGUAGCCAGUUGCAUUCAAUUUCUUUUUAAACAUAGUUUUUCCAAACCAGAAACCACACCCAAAAGUAUUUUUGAUCGGUAGCUCUCAUCUUUGAAUUCCAAAAGCUACGAUAUAUAAACAAGAUCCAUGACGACGAAAACACAUUUUGAAAAUUUCCUAUUCCAUCAUCAAAUUGCGAUUAUUCGUUCCCGAGAUAUGAUUGAAAACGUGAUGGGAAAGAAGCUCGAGAUUUCAUGUUCCAGCGGGCCAUAUGAUCUUGUUCGUAUUCCUACCACUCAGCGGCGUACCGCCUCGCUAAUUUUCCCGCAAUGUAGAAUAAUUUAAAUUUCAUUGGAGGUGGGCACAGGGUACGUAUAUCGGUAGCGAGCUCCGGUUCACCCAUGAAACGGGUGAUAUGUAUUCUAUUUUCCAAGAUCCUAUUUUGGCUCGUACAUCAGGCAUUCUGGAUGCCGGCACGUCCAGGGAUUUUAAUAUAAAUUAUGGCGUUUUAAUAGAUGAUUCUGAAAUACCUCGAGUAGUCGAACGAAUUUCAUCAAGUUCAAAAAUAUUAUUCAUUUCUCUGUAAGAGAGAGAAAGAGAGAUUUGAGAGAACGAGCUCUGAUUGAAAAAUGCUUCACAACGUGGGUUCUGAUUUGGAAAAACUAUGUUUAAACAAAUUUUUAAGGCAAUUAAAGACAAGUAAGUUAAAACGUCUUCAUUUUUACGCGAAAUGCUCCAUAUAUACACACAUAUACAUAAAUUUCAAGCGUAAGAUUGAUACAUUUCGAAUGUGGUGUAAAUAUCAGUAAAUUAUUCAGCAGAGUGUUUGUGAAGCGGGAGGCUAUAAUUUCCUAUUAAUACAUUUUUUUAAUACACCUGAUUCAUUCUAUACGUUAUCAUUACGUCAUUAUUUAUUGAUCUUUAUUGAUAAUUACAUUAUAAAGGAUUAUUACAUUAUACAAUUAUCACGAACAUUAACUGCACUGAAAAUAUAAAAUCGAUAAGAACAAAACGAGUAAAGAGUUAAAAGAAACAAACGAAAAGCCAAAUUAUUUGAAGAGACAACGUACUACGUACACAAUACAUGCAUUCACAGUAUAAGUAUGUAUAAUAACAUACAUCAGUUCUUAAUAAUCAUACAAUAUUUUAUAAUCGGCAAAGUGCUAAAAUGUACCUAUAACGUUGAACCAUAUUGAACUGUAAUCGUGUUUAUAUGAUUAUCCAUGUCCAAUUAUACCGAUAGUAGUUUUUGUCGAGAAUCAUUCACCCACAUUCGUUUUCUGUAUCAUUGUCAUCAAAAAUCGAUUAACACAACCAUCGUGUCUGAAACAUGUGAUGAACACUGCGACGCGUUGGUCCCAUUUAUUCAAGUUUGCCAAAAAUAAAAAAUAGCUUUUCAUGGACAUUUAAAAUAUAAAUUUAUAAAUAAUUAUACACUAUACAUAAUUUCCUCUCGUUUACCGCGACAAUGUUUCGCCGAUACUCUGCACUAGAUAUUGAAUAUGUCUGAAUUGAAAAAAAAAAAAAGAAGAAACAAAUUGAAAAAGUAAAAAAAAAAACGAAUAGUCCACACGGACCGACAUAUAAUAAUCUUUAAACGAAAUUACUCAUUACGGUUAGAAUAGAAGACAAGGCACUGCCAUACCGGACCAACCAAUGCAAAACCAGAAAUCAGAUAGUGAAAAAGAAAAAAGCAAAGACAAAGAAAAAGUUGUUCUUUGCGAGCAAACCCCAAGCCCUCCAUUUGAAAACGAAUGAUCCACACAAUGACGAUUAUACAAAUCCCAUACCAUGUAAUGUUGUGGUAAGGUUUAUAAAUGACAUUGAGAAAAAAAAAGAAUAUUAUUAAUAAUAUUAAUGAAUAAUUCAUAUGAAUUUUACCGUACGUAUGUUAUUUUUUUCAGGCAACGCAGUGUUUGUACAUUGCCUCUAUCGUUAAAUGAUGAGAAAAAAAAAAUUAUUCAAUAAAUAAAACUCUUGUAUAUGUACUACUAGCUUUACGGUAGCCGUAAGCCUAACCAUUUCAGUCAUGGAUUUGAAAUUAUUGGAUAUCCAAUGUGGUGUAAUAACGAAUUAAUUGAAAGGGAUUAAAGUUUGUGGGGAAUGUAGUAGAAAAGAUAAUUAUACUCGAUCGUUGUAUACAAUUCUACAUCGCGGGUUUGAGUAUCCUUUGGAAAUAAAUCCAUGACGAUAUCUAUGAUCCAUGAUUGUAGUAGGUGCGUUUUUGAUGUCCUUGAAAUAAUUAAAGUUUGUAUACACACUUGCACAAAUCACACACACCCCACGAUUAUACAAAACACGAUUGAUAAAAGUGAAUAAAUAAGUACAUGUUGUCAAGUAACCAGUUCAUAAGUCAGUAGUGAUAAAUUUAAAAGAGAAAAGAGAAAAAAAAAGGAAGAACACUUAUCUACAUAAAGUUAACACAUUUCAUUGUAUCCGUUGGUAAUUCACAUAACGUUGUCGCAUCCAUAAGGUUUGUAACGAUGACUGUAUUGGUUAAUAAAAGUUAUCUAGAUGUACAUA